Messenger RNA from Pyricularia grisea, 909 nucleotides. RefSeq lists its product as uncharacterized. Lineage: Eukaryota; Fungi; Ascomycota; Sordariomycetes; Magnaporthales; Pyriculariaceae. The transcript has a single exon. Bases 1 to 909 code for a protein of 302 amino acids. The record is from RefSeq and is a predicted model, not a curated record.
AUGGCUCCCACUACAGGACUGCGCGCGUCCCUCGAAAGGGACGGAUUCGUCGUGAUACCCCAGGCUCUCGGCUCCGCACAACUAAUCAAGCUCCGCGAAGCAGCCGCUGAGGUCGAAAAGCUCGCUCGCGCGGGCGGGUGGCCUCAUAUCCGCACCGUUGGGAAGCAGUUCCCGCCUUGGCCAUCCAAGCCCAACGACGAAGAGGGUGGCAUCUGGGGCGUACAGAGUCUUCUGCACCCAGAUAUGCCUGGCCGGGACGAGUUUGCGCGGCUUUACUUUUCAGAAAUGAUACUGGGUCCAGCGCGAGAACUCAUGGGCAACUCCUCUGGUGAUCAGGUCUGCAGCGACGAGGACCUGGUCAUGGAGCUGCUCAACAUGCUGGUGCGUCCGGGUAAGGCAUUUGAGCUGCGCUGGCACCGCGACGACAUUAGCCCCGAUGCGACGGAGGAGGAGGAGCUCAAGAGGCUGUCGGAACCGGCGUGGCAUGCCCAAUGGAACCUGGCGCUGUGGGACGAUGACAGCCUGAUCCUUGUGCCUGGGUCGCACGCCCGCGCACGAACCCCCCAGGAGCGGUCCGCUGGUCCGUACGAGACUGGGCUGGAGGGCGAGAUGCGUGUCAGGCUGCGGGCUGGCGACGUUGCAUUCUACAACAACAACAUCUUUCACCGCGGUGCCUAUGAUCCCACCAAGGAGCGCCUGACGAUCCACGGCUCGGUGGGACACGUCCGUGGGGGCCAGCUCAGGGCGAGGAAUGUGCUCCAGCAUGGUGUCACAUGGAUCGACCGCUGCGACUUCAAAGAUGCACUUGGAUCUGAUCAGCAAGCUCUUGACAGAGCAGAAGCCAUGCGGGAACGUCUGAUCCGUCUGGGCAGGGAAAGCGGCGACGUCGGGUAUUCGUUGAGUGGCUGA